CAUCUGUGAAAGUCGACACUUCAUUACCGUUCGCUUCGCAAACCAACGUCAUGGCAGAAUCAUCAAAGUUCAAGUCCUUAGCAAAUCUGGCUGUCCUCGGUCCUGACGACCAUAUCGCCGAGGGUGACUCUCGGAUUGUACACGACCUCAUCCCCUUCGAUUACUACUACCCAUCCGGACCAUUGAAGCCUCUUGCAGACAUAAUCUUCCAGGAGCUCUAUGACGAGGUGAGAUGGCAGAAGAUGCUGCACCAGCAGGGCGAGGUGCCGCGUCUAGUAUGCUGCCAGGGCGAGUUCGGUGACGAUGGGUCGAAACCUGUGUAUCGCCAUCCUGCAGAUCAGACUUUGCCUCUGCUGCACUUCUCGCCCAAGGUACAAUACAUUAGAAGACAGGUGGAGAAGCUCGUCGGACACCCACUCAACCACGUUCUCAUCCAACUCUACAGAAGCGGAAAUGAUUACAUUUCCGAGCACUCCGACAAAACCCUCGACAUCGCCAAAGGCUCCUCGAUCGUAAACAUAAGCUUCGGCGCCCAACGAACAAUGCGCCUCCGCAGCAAGCGUUCCUCCACCCCAAAAUCACCCAGCGACGAAGACCCUCCUCCGCGCUCAACGCAGCGCGUCGCCAUGCCGCAUAACUCCAUGUUUGUGCUCGGGCUGCGCAGCAAUGAAAAAUGGCUGCACGGCAUUAUGGCAGAUAAACGUCUCCCCACCGAGCGCAGCGCCCCUGAAACUGCAUACUGCGGCACCCGCAUCAGCCUGACCUUCCGCCACAUCGCGACGUUCCUCGAUGCCAAAGAAACUGUGAUUUGGGGCCAGGGUGCGACAUCGAAGGACCAACGCGGUGCAGCAGACAUCGUUGAAAAUGAUGAACCGGAAGCGGAGCGGUUGAUAUGCGCUUUUGGCGCUGAGAACCACAGCAAUGACUUCAACUGGGAGGACUGGUACGGUGACGGUUUCGAUGUGUUGCAUUUGCACGAGCCGCCUGAGCAACUGCCAAGUCUGUUUGCCAGUAGUAAUGCAGUCGAGACGAAGCAGAUCCAGCUCGCGCUUGCGGAAGCCAAGAUCAAUCACACGCUGCUCGAUGCACCAGACCUCGACAUCGCGCUCGGCUCGGGGCAGAAGAUUAUGUACCGCGACAGCGAUACGCAUUGUACUGAAGUAGAAGGCGUCGCUGCGAUACUCCACUAUAUCGAUCGGUACCACUCUUUCUGCGCGGACAGACCGGUCACUGCUAAGGCGUACGCGUUACUCGAGACAGUUGCUCGGUUCUCACAGCCUUCGGUUGGUAGCUCAUCGAGCGAAGCGAAUGAAGCGAGCUCAGAAGUACCAAAUGAACCAAAGGAGUUCAAGGAGUCAAGUCCAGUUCCCCCGACUGGGUUCAAGGCAAUGCUGCACGGUUUGAAUGAGCAGCUGAAGGAUCACGGUGGGCCGUUUCUAGCAGGUAAGCGGUUCAGCAUUGCGGAUUGUGUCGUCUGGCCUUUACUUGAUGAGUGCAUGGAGAACUGGGAGAAUUGGGAUGAGUCAGAAUGGUCAGGGCUGGCGGAGUAUUACAGGGCGACGUGGAAGAAGAAGGCGUGUUUGAAGAAGUUAAGGAGUGAGUUGCCUGCUGGAAAGGAACUAUGAGUAAGAAGGUGUUUGGGAAUGUGCCCAUUAGUUUC
Didymella exigua CBS 183.55 is the source of this 1660-nucleotide messenger RNA. RefSeq lists its product as uncharacterized. Gene Ontology annotation, biological process: DNA repair; DNA alkylation repair. The transcript has a single exon. Gene Ontology annotation, molecular function: dioxygenase activity. Gene Ontology annotation, cellular component: nucleus. NCBI's taxonomy places the organism in Eukaryota, Fungi, Ascomycota, Dothideomycetes, Pleosporales, Didymellaceae. Bases 51 to 1625 code for a protein of 524 amino acids. The record is from RefSeq and is a predicted model, not a curated record.